AUGGAGGCUCGAGGACUCAAGGACAACGUCAAGGUCAUGGGAAGCAUGGAAGAGAUCGUCAAGGAGAAGGGGACGCGCCGCGAAGAACUGAGAAGAACACGUUCUUCCCCAGCGCAGCCGACCCUGCCUCCGCCCUGCUCGGUCUCCUUCCGCUGCCCUGCUCCCGCUCGAUUAACCACCAGCAGGCCAAGCCCCGCGCUCCGCUCCACCGACCUCCGCACGCCUCCGCAGCCGAGCCGCCGGCCCACUUCGCCCCGCUCGCCCUGGUUCCCGCGAGCGCCUGCUCGACCCAGCGGUCAACGCCCUGCGCCCGCUCCUUGGCGCCGCCCCGCUGGCCCACGCGCCCACCACCUCCCGGCCGACAGCAGCAGUCCCGCCAGCCCACCUCCACGCGUCCGCGCACCACCAGGCUGCCGCUGCUCUGUGUAUCGCGCGCCCGCGCAACUCCACCCGCCUCCACACCUCCUGGCUCGCCCGACAACCGCCCCGCGCGCCUCCCUGGUCCACUACGCCGCCAUCAGCCAAGCAGCCAGCUCGCCCGCAACGCCUGGCCGCCAGCUCGCUCUGCGCGCGCACUUCUUCGCCCCAACCCAGCUUCCAAUUUUUGGCCCAACUCGCCCCGAUUCUGCUCUCUUCAACGCGCAGUAG
Messenger RNA from Lolium perenne, 648 nucleotides. NCBI's taxonomy places the organism in Eukaryota, Viridiplantae, Streptophyta, Magnoliopsida, Poales, Poaceae. The record is from RefSeq and is a predicted model, not a curated record.